AUGUCUGCUGGAGGAGAGAAGUCCAAGUCUGCUUCCCAGACCGACGGGAAGGCCGCUCAGAACAAGAUGUCUGAGAUGGGCAUGAUGUCUUACAAGAUGUGUGUGUACGACCAGGAGAACUUCCAGGGCCGUUGUAUCGAGAUCACCAACGAGUGUAUGAAUGUGUGCGACAUGGGAAUGGACAGAGUGCGCUCCCUGCGUGUUGACUGUGGACCCUUCGUGGGCUAUGAGCAGAUGAACUUCUGUGGUGAGAUGUUCAUCCUGGAGAAGGGCGAGUACCCCCGUUGGGACUCCUGGAGCAACAGCCAGAGGAAUGAUUACCUGCUGUCCUUCAGGCCUGUCCGCAUGGACCCCGAGAAGCACAAGAUCUGCCUGUAUGAGGUCGGAGAGUUCAAGGGUCGUAAGAUGGAGAUCAUGGAUGAUGAUGUUCCUAGCCUGUUCUCUUAUGGCUUCACCGACAGAGUUGGCAGCAUCAUGGUUAGCUGUGGAACUUGGGUGGGUUACCAGUUCCCCGGAUAUCGUGGUAGCCAGUACCUGCUGGAGAAGGGUGACUACAGGCAUUUCAACGAGUUUGGCGCCCGUUGCCCUCAGAUGCAGUCCAUCAGGCGUAUCCGUGACAUGCAGUGGCACCCUCAUGGCUGCUACACCACGUCCUCCAAGUGA
Messenger RNA from Scomber japonicus (chub mackerel), 663 nucleotides. RefSeq names its product crystallin, beta B1, like 2 (gene crybb1l2). Lineage: Eukaryota; Metazoa; Chordata; Actinopteri; Scombriformes; Scombridae. Gene Ontology annotation, molecular function: structural constituent of eye lens. The transcript has 5 exons. The record is from RefSeq and is a predicted model, not a curated record. Bases 1 to 663 code for a protein of 220 amino acids. Gene Ontology annotation, biological process: visual perception; lens development in camera-type eye.